UCAUGACAACAGGAAUUCCGACAACCAUUCGCAUACGCAGAGUAGAAUUGACAGUAGGGAGGCAGAAUGGCAAAACAUAAAUACGUGAUAUAUGACGCAGGAGAUAAAGUAGAUGUUGCUUCCGAAGGGGACAUACCCCCACCAAGGGAUCUGGUUGAGCAGAUGUACUGCUCUGAACAGAUUCACAUCCCACCAACCUUUCCUUAUAUUCUGCGUCAGUACUGCAAGGCAGCUAUCCGCACACAGCCAUAUGAUCUGCUAAAAUGGUCAACUGCUUAUUUCCGUGCAAUGGCAGAUGGAGAAAUACCACCUGUUAAACACCGACUUGAAUACCCACCCACUGAUGUGCCCUCAGGGCUGACACCUGGGUAUCUGAGGGUAAUACUGAGGCAGUUAAAGAGGAAAAAAGUUAUCCCAACAGAGCUGCUGUAUAAUAAGUGGGGAGGAUUAUGUCUGAACCAUAAUGCCUUGAAGGUGAUGCUGGAAAUAGGAGAGUUCACUGAUGAUGAAGUAGAUGUUUUGAAAUUUGUGGCAAUUGCAGCUGGCCAUCUCACACAUAACCUGAAACAAACAAUGAUAGUCAUAUGUGAAAUACUGACUGAAGAACCUGAAGGUGGGUCAGCUAUGAUUCCAUUCUCAACAUUUUGUGACCUUUAUACAUAUCUUGCAAAAAAAGACUGUGGGCCACCAUCUGCCCAUAAACCUGAUGUCAAGGAAACAAUUCAAGCAGAAGAGGAAUCAGAGGAAACUGAAGCUGAAGACAAAUUACACAAACAACAUGCAGAGGACAUAAUCACCGAUAUUGUAGGAACUGUUGUAUCUGUUACAGGAGAUGAAGAACAAACAACAGAAAAUGUUACUGGAGCAGAUGUUCAAGGAGAAGGUGAGCAGGAACAGAGCCCAGAGUUAUCAGAAACAACCAUUGGUGAAAUGCAAAUGUCUGGCAGUAAAGAUCUUGAAGAUACAGCAGAAGUUCAUGAAGAGAGUGUUCACAUAACAGAAACAAAAGGAGAAAAUGGUAUGGAUAAUAUGCAUCCAGAUAAAGAAAGCAGUCCUGUAGAAGUUGAGAGGACUACUUCAGUGAAAUUUAAGGAACCGGUACAUGCAGGCAGUAUAAACACAGAGGAAGACGUUUCAUUAUUAUCUGAUGAGUCCAGUCCUGCCACAGUGCCAGAAGAAAAGAGUUCUGAACCAGAAGAAAAGAGUUCUGAACCAGAAGAAAAGAGUUCUGAAAAGAUUGCAAAAGAAACUGUUAAAGAAGUUGUACGUAGAGCAGAAGUUGCUGCUGAAGCAAAUCAAGCCGAAAUUACAGCUGCCCAAUUUGUGAUUAAGGUUAAGUCAGAAACAGUGUCAAGGAAAGUUCGUACGCAACGGAAAGCACCCAAGAAGACACUGAAACCCUCCCACAUGCAUCAUGAAGUACCUGGCAUUGGGCCUCCAGUCUCAGAUGAACAAAUAGACAAAGUUAUUACAUAUUUGCAUUACUGGUCUGCACGACAAGAAGGAAUGAUUAUGCCACGCAACAUAAAUCAUUUCCUUUGCCCAUCACUUGAUCCUCCUCCACCUCCAGAAUUUAUAGAGGCAUCGCUACCAACGUGCAUCUGUGGCAUAGGAAAUCCAAUGGCCUCCGAGUGCCAUUGCACAGCUGCUUCUGACAACUAAUCAAUUUAAAACCAUCAGUGUUUGUGGGCAUGUGCAUGCUCACCAGUAAUUGCUUCUAACAGUGCUUUUUACCAGUGAUAUUGUCAUUUCAGUACUGUAGUUCUUCAAAAGUUCUUCAACUGCUGUUUCACUAGCAAUUUUAUAGUAAAUGUGUUAAGCUUUGGUAGAUUGAUCAUAAGGGUCUGAAGCUCACCAUUGCCUUUGACUGCUGAUCAUACACCCAGCACAAUAUUGACCACAAUGCUCAUCACCUCCUACAAACUUAAGCAAAUUAUCUUUCAUUAUUUUCAAAUAAUUUACACAGUGAUUAGCUUUUUGCUAUUACAUGUACAACAAAAGAACCUAAGGUAAUAAAUAGCCUGAUAUUCAACAGAGAGUCCCUCUUUAAAAAUUUUUUGGAUGUAACUGCUUGCAGCAAAACAAUGUUUGAAUUUUACACCAAAUCACACACGUCAACAGUGUUUACCAUUUUGCCAGCUGGAUCAUGUUUCUAUGCCUUCAACUUCUGCUCUAUGGUGUAUUACCAGUAAAUUUUACUCUCACUUAAGAAAAAUAGUGGCUUGCUGUUUGUCCACAGUAAGAAGACAGUUUUUACUGGUGUUAACUGUGGAGAAGAAAAUCGGCACUAGUUGGAAAAUAUUCAUUUGUCUCCAAGCACUGCCAGUGUUUCUGCAUGUAUCACCUCUGCUUCCACGUAAGCACAAAACGGGGGAAAUUGUGCCAGCACUCAUUGUGUGAAGAAGUUAAUGCUACUGUCCCCUCACUGGUUGUCUCCCACUGGCAGUCCUAAUGCAGGGGCAAGGCAUACCUCCCACAGUUCCCAAAGGGCAUCGAGUGAAGGGUAAUCAUAUCAUGUCAAACAGUAUGUGUGCUAAAUCAGGAAAUUAAGUCAAGGAGAACAAACAUCCAGUAUAUAUGCAUAAACUAAUUGGCAAGAUCCUCAUUUCAGGUACCUAAAUCAUAUUCACAGGACGAAGGAGAAAAGUAUACUUCAGUCACCUGUUCCAGUAACGUUGCAAAGUGAUUUUUAAAGAGCUCAGAAUAUACUUUUGUAUCCUUUUCAGUUUCUGAUAGAGCUGAAGAGUAAGACAAAUGAGAACAUCAGAAAGGAUUUCCACAUCUACAUCCAUACUCUGCAAACAAGUGUGAAGUGCAUGCAAGUGUGUACUGUCCAUUGUACAAUGAAUUAUAGUUUCCUUUUCAUUCCAUUUGCAUAUGCAGGAUAACUACUUAAAUGAUUCUGUACACAGUGUAGCUAGACUGAUCCUGUCUUCACGGUCUCUGUGGGAGAGCCCUGUAAGGAGCUGUAGUAUUACCAUAAAUUACUCAUUUAAUACUACUACUUCAAAGAUAGUAAGUAGGCUUUCAUGGGUUAGUUGAUGUGUUUCUUUAAGUGUCUGACAGUUCAAGUUUUUUUCAUAAUUUUUCCAAGUCAAACAAACCUUCUAUAUCACCUGUUAGUUCUCUUUAGUGCAGGUCCUAUACCCUUAAGCAGUAUUAUAGCAUAAGACACAAGAGUGUUUUGUUAACAAUCUUCUUUUAGACAGACUGCAUUUUUCCAGUACUCUAUGAAUUAACUGGAGUCUGCCAGCUGUUUUAUCUGUGAGUGACCCUGUGUGAUUAUUCCAUUCCAUAGCCUCAAAAAUUGUUACACCCAGAUAUUGGCAUAAGUUGACUGAUUCCAUUUGUGAAUCACUGAUAUUGUAGUAACAGGGUACUACAGUUUUAUGAAGUGCACUAUUUUACAGUUAUGAACAUUUAAAGUAAGCUGCCAAUCUUUAGACCACUUAAAAAUAUUAUCAAGAUCACAGUGAAUA
This is a messenger RNA of Schistocerca serialis cubense, 3479 nucleotides long. RefSeq lists its product as uncharacterized. NCBI's taxonomy places the organism in Eukaryota, Metazoa, Arthropoda, Insecta, Orthoptera, Acrididae. The transcript has 4 exons. Bases 67 to 1662 code for a protein of 531 amino acids. The record is from RefSeq and is a predicted model, not a curated record.